AACAACAACCAAAUUUCCCCCCCUUCUCCGCAGAUGUGCGGCAAUCGCCGUUUUCAUUAGAAUUGCAGCCACCGCUGGCUGAGGCCGCGGCGGGCGAUGCCUUCAAUGCGGGCAGCGAGCGAGCCAUCGAUAGCUAUGGCAAUCCGAUCGAUGCACUGCGUCCGAUCGAUACGCCCGAUGGGCGGAAGGUGGUCAGCGCGCAGGGCCUGCAAUUCGAGAUACCCAAUUAUGCGUCGGGCAUCACUGAGAUACGAAAGCCGGCCGAUGAUCUGCUGCCACCGCAUAUUGAUCCAAUAGCCGUGGCGGUGCCCAGUACGGACAUCGAUAGCACCGACAGCACCUCAUUCGCACCAGCACCAGAUACAUCACUAACACCACCCAAGCAUGAAUCAUCAACAACAACAACCAUCGAUGCCGAUGCCGAUGUCGCUGUGGAGGUGGAGCAGGCGCAGCUGGUGCCCCUGAGCCAGCAGCAGCCGGAGGAGAGUGCUCAGGCGCCGCUGCAGACGGACGGCACGCUGCCCGACUAUCUGCUGGAGCUGCAGCAGCAGGACAAGGACAUCGCUGGACCUGUGCCCUGGACACCGGCACCGAAUGCUGCACCACUCAGUGUGAUUGCCUGGGAUCUGCUGCCGCCGCUGGAGGCACAGCGCGAGUCGGAGCCACACAUCAUCACCGAGCAGCAGCCCACCAAGCAUGUGGUGGGCGUGGAGCAGCCCGGCAGCCACAAUAUACGCGUGAGCCUGAGCAGCGGCCAGGGCCUGUCGCCCGUGGCGCCGGCACCGCUCAAGCCAGGCCAAGUGGCUGUGGUGCCCGUACCCGUGCACGACGGACCCGAGGCACAUGGCACCAAUGCACAUGUGGGCACCACCACGCCACGCAACGGCGCCAGGUUUCCCAAUCGUCAUCGCGGCACAGUUCAUUACAGCACAGCCUCGGCCACACAGCGGCCACGCAGCACCACUAGCACUACUACUACCACCACCACCACCAGCACCACCACCACUACGCCACCACCACCACCAACAACAACGACAACUAGAAGAGUGACCACAACCAGCACACGCAGCCCGCCACGCUCCACAACGCCCCUGGAUCCGUCCACCUUCUAUAAGCUGGAGAACGAGGAGGCCUACGCCUACACGCUGCCGCCCUGGCUGCAGGAGGUAACCGAUCCGGAUCUGGAUGUCGCCGUCACCUUCAUAGUGCCCACCGACAACGAUCAGUACAACCACACGGUGCCGGAGGAUCUGGAGCCACCGUUUGAGCCGUUUGUGGACUUGAGCAAUAUUCAGCUGACGCCGCCUCCUGUAAGCAGCAGCACCACCAGCACCACCAGCAGACCCAGCACAACAACGAGAACAACUACGACGACUACGAGACGUCCGUCGACCACAACAACUCAAGCACCAGCACCAAUAGCAGCGCGCACCACUCAAGCACCCAUUUUCAGAGCACAAACCACCCAAUGGUCGCAUGCCAAGAGCCAAUUGAUAACAACAACCACAACAACAUCCACAGCUCCGCCGUCCGUUGAGCCGAAUCCCUUUGACUCGUCCACGUUGCCGCCCUGGCUGCAGGGCUUUGACUAUCCCGAUGUGGGUCCCGGCGUGCCCUAUGAUCCCGAGAACUUUAAGGAUGUGCCGGAAACAAAGCCGGGAGGUAUUAAACCUAAUGACUUUCAGCCUCAUGGCUUUGCCAGUAGAUCUCAGUCAAGCGAUGCAGCAGCCACAACAACAACCACCUCAGUGCCAACAUCAACAUCAACAACAACAACAACCACUGCAACAACAAUAGCAAACACUGCUAACACUGCUUUCCCAUCAAAAGUCACGCUUACGCUUCCAGCCCGCAGCAGCAGCAGCGAUGGCCAUGAGUUGACCAGAACUGUGAAGCCGCCGCUGGUGCUGAUGCCGCCCGUCGCUAGCAGCGACGACUCAUCAUCCACAUUGAGCAGUCCUGCGGCGACUGGCCACACACAAGAUCCCACUACAAACUCCUUAACGCAUUUUGCAGAACGCUUCGAUGCGCCACCUGUUGGCCAGACAACGGAAACGAAAACCGCCGCCGAGCAGCAGUUCCCACCGUUCAAUGCGGUCAGUGCGGGCAGUGCGGGCGACAUCCCGAAGGUGGAGUACACCAAGAGCGACGGCGGCAAGGUCAUAAGCACGCCCAUCCACGUACAGCGUCCGGAGCCAGCAGUGGUUAGCACCACAUCGGCGCCAGCUGCCAAUACGGGCAAGUAUACGGGCGGAUUUGGUGCGCCGGCGGGUCUGCUGCGUCCACUGAGCGGCACCAAGCCCGACAUCUAUGUGGCCGGCAACAAUCACGAGUACAGCACACGCGUCAAGGCCAACCGAGUGCGUCCGGGCGCUGGAGCCGCUGCCACGGAAGCAGCCACUGCCGGCAAUGGGGGCCGCUACACCGGCGGCUUUGGUGCGCCCAGCGGCGUGCUCAGUCCUCAGAAUGUGCCCAGACCCUUCCAGCAGUCGCAGCAGUCGCAGCAGUCCAGCUCACAGGCAUCCCAAUUGGCUGGCGCCGCUUCGAGCCAUCAUCAGAGCCGCUUCGGCGGUCCGCCUGGCAUCCUGGUGCCCUUCGACAAUGUGCCGCGCACCGGUGCCAAGUAGGCGGCCAGGGGGCGUGGUGCAUGUUGUAUUGCAACUGCUGCAAGUACUUUAAAUUAUUUAUAAAGCAUGUAUCUAUGUUGAAGAUCUUGAAUUGAGAGCUCGAUCUAUACGUAAAGAAAACAACAAAUCU
Molecule: messenger RNA, 2757 nt
Organism: Drosophila navojoa
Lineage: Eukaryota; Metazoa; Arthropoda; Insecta; Diptera; Drosophilidae
Gene: flap
Product: flapper
Source: RefSeq, a predicted model, not a curated record